AUGAAGUACUUGGCCGCUUACUUGUUGUUGUUGCAAGGUGGUAACGAAUCCCCAUCCGCCGCUGACAUUAAGCAAUUGGUUGAAUCUGUGGGUAUUGAGGCUGAACAAGCUAAGAUCUCUACUCUGUUGUCUUCUUUGGAAGGUAAGAGCGUCGAUCAAUUGAUUGCUGAAGGCCAGACCAAGUUGGCAUCUGUUCCAGCUGGUGGUGCUGCUCCAGCUGGUGGUGCCGCUGCUGGUGGUGCCGCUGCCGCUGCCGAGGAGGAAGAGGCUGUUGAAGAGUCCAAGGAGGAAUCCGACGAUGACAUGGGAUUCGGUUUGUUCGAUUAA
Molecule: messenger RNA, 327 nt
Organism: Eremothecium cymbalariae DBVPG#7215
Lineage: Eukaryota; Fungi; Ascomycota; Saccharomycetes; Saccharomycetales; Saccharomycetaceae
Gene: RPP2B
Product: ribosomal protein P2
Exons: 1
Coding region: 1-327 (108 amino acids)
Biological process (GO): cytoplasmic translational elongation
Cellular component (GO): cytosolic large ribosomal subunit; ribosome
Molecular function (GO): structural constituent of ribosome
Source: RefSeq, a predicted model, not a curated record